AAGGGGCGGGACUCAGAGGCGCGCGCUGUAAUUCUUGCUGUACCUGUCCCGGUUGUUUUUGCCAUGGAGGAUAUUUAUGCCAAGUUUGUGUCUCAGAAAAUCAGCAAAACCCGCUGGCGACCGGUACCUCCGGGGAGCCUGCAGACCGCGGAUAUCUUCGCUGCGGGCUCUUGGGACAAUGAGGAAAAUUAUGUUUCACUGUGGGCUAUUGGAGAUUUUGGGAACUUGGACUCUGACGGAGGGUUUGAAGGAGACCAUCAGCUAUUGUGUGAUAUCAGACACCAUGGCGAUGUAAUGGAUUUACAAUUUUUUGACCAGGAAAGAAUUGUAGCUGCUUCUUCAACAGGAUGUGUAACAGUUUUCCUUCACCAUCCGAAUAACCAGACUCUGUCAGUCAGCCAGCAGUGGACAAGCGCUCACUACCACACAGGCCCAGGCAGUCCUUCCUGCAGCAGUGCACCGUGCACAGGUAUUGUGUGCAGUAACCCAGAAAUUGUCACCGUCGGAGAAGAUGGUCGGAUAAAUCUCUUCAGGGCCGAUCACAAGGAGGCAGUGAGAACCAUAGACAAUGCAGAUAGCAGUACACUCCAUGCUGUAACCUUCCUUCGAACUCCUGAGAUUCUUACAGUAAAUUCAAUUGGGCAGUUAAAAAUAUGGGAUUUCAGAAAACAAGGAAAUGAGCCCUCUCAGAUAUUAUCACUGACUGGUGAUCGAGUGCCCCUCCACUGUGUUGAUAGACAUCCCAACCAGCAGCAUGUUGUAGCUACUGGUGGCCAGGAUGGAAUGCUGAGUAUUUGGGAUGUUAGACAAGGCACUAUGCCUGUGUCUCUGCUGAAGGCUCAUGAAGCUGAAAUGUGGGAAGUUCACUUUCACCCAUCCAACCCAGAUCAUCUAUUUACUUGUUCUGAGGAUGGAUCCCUCUGGCACUGGGAUGCCUCCACGGACGUACCUGAAAAAUCAUCACUGUUUAACCAAGGAGGAAGAAAUAGUACUUUUUUGUCUCACAGCAUUAGUAACCAGGCUAAUGUUCACCAGUCUCUUAUAAGCUCCUGGCUCAGCACUGAUCCUGCAAAAGACCGUAUUGAAAUCACAAGCUUGCUUCCCAGCAGGACUUUGUCUGUGAACAGUUUGGAUGUUUUAGGUCCUUGUCUUGUUUGUGGAACUGAUUCAGAAGCCAUUUAUGUUACUAGACAACUUUUCUCAUGAAAAUACUGUAAUUACAAGAUUUCAGGCAUGCUCCCAUUCCAUUCAGCAGACUAACAUCCUUGCUCUGAGUGGGCCUUGAGUUGAUCUCACUCCUGGAAGACUAGCUCCUGGGGGGCACAUUUUUCAUGCACAGUGAGUGGCAAACUUGUCGUGCCCCUGCUCUCAUCUACAUUAUAUGCUGCCGAAAAGUUUGAAGGAUUCAUAUAUGUUGUUAGCACCCUCUCAGCUUCCAGCAGCAAUGCAUACAGUUUCCCUAGGUUGCUAUAGUAAAUAAUUGGUAGAGGGAGGGAGGCAGACGUGUAGAUUUAGAAUACUAACUUGGGCUGCAAACAAGUUUCAAGUUUCAAGCUUUGCUUUGACUUAAGAGUAUUUGUAACCAUGAGUAAAAGAAAAUACAUUCGGAUGGUGUUAUAUUUCUUAUCAAUUGAUGAAUUCUGCCAGAUUUAAUAAGAAACAUAAGCUUUAUGGAGUAUAAAUAAAAACCUAAUUUAUAAA
Messenger RNA from Ailuropoda melanoleuca (giant panda), 1701 nucleotides. It is a transcript of the gene NUP43, whose product is annotated as nucleoporin 43. The transcript is spliced from 9 exons. Gene Ontology annotation, cellular component: nuclear pore outer ring. NCBI's taxonomy places the organism in Eukaryota, Metazoa, Chordata, Mammalia, Carnivora, Ursidae. Gene Ontology annotation, molecular function: protein binding. The record is from RefSeq and is a predicted model, not a curated record. Bases 64 to 1206 code for a protein of 380 amino acids.